Molecule: messenger RNA, 9733 nt
Organism: Corythoichthys intestinalis (scribbled pipefish)
Lineage: Eukaryota; Metazoa; Chordata; Actinopteri; Syngnathiformes; Syngnathidae
Product: zinc finger protein 541-like
Exons: 9
Coding region: 6836-8590 (584 amino acids)
Biological process (GO): regulation of transcription by RNA polymerase II; negative regulation of DNA-templated transcription
Cellular component (GO): histone deacetylase complex; transcription regulator complex
Molecular function (GO): transcription corepressor activity
Source: RefSeq, a predicted model, not a curated record
GCUAACUUGCAUAGCAAAAGUCCUCUAGCUUAAAUGGUGUAUCAGGCUAAUGUUUAUAACAAUUGGCUAAUUUGCAUAGUAAAAGUCCGCUAGCUUAAAUGCUAUAUACUGUAAUGCUAAUGUUUACAACAAUUGGCUAACUUGCAAAGCAAAGGUCUGCUAGCUGAAAUGCUGUUUCAUGCUAAUGUAUACAACAAUUGACUAAUUUGCAUAGCAAAAGCCCGCUAGAUGAAAUGCUAUAAAAUGGUAAUGUUUACAACAAUUGGCUAACUUGCAUAGCAAAAGCCCGCUAGCUGAAAGGCUGUAUAAUGUAGGGUGACCAUAUUUUGAUUUCCAAAAAAGAGGACACUCGGCCCGGCCUUGAGAUACUUGAAUUUUACUCAAAGAUUACUCAAAGAUGCGUAUAUCUCCCACUUUUUUUUUUUUUUUUACUCAACAGGCUUUAUUCUUCCUAAAAAAAAAUAAUCAAACAAUAAAAUAAAAAAAGAAUAAUUAUUAAAAAAAAUAAUGCAGACUCAUGAAAAUGUAGUCCAAUUAAUAUACACACACACAGUUGGCUAUGUGCCAACUCAACAUUUUUUUUAAAUUACGAUCACGACGAUUGUCGUUGACAAAAUGUUAUUCCCACUCAAUUUUUAUUCUCAUACAAUGUUCUAAAUUGUACGCAAACAAUAACUGAAAUAAACUGACAAGCGAUUCAACCAGCAUGUUUCCAAACUUAGCAGUUCAAAUGCAAAACUACAUUGCCCAUAAUGCCUAGCGCAGCUGAGCUCACUGAUUGCUACCCUAUUAGCGAAUACGGGAGCCGAGGCAAAAUCAGACUUUGCUAUAAAAGUUUACUACCAUCGGCAGCGCAAAAAUGCGACAACAAACGGGAUUUUACAGAUUACACCAGUACAAAUCUCCGACAGAAGUCAACAGUUGCCAUUAUAUCCGCAUUUAUCGUAAAAAAAAAAACUCAUAAGCAACACUGCUAUUUAGCUAUACUAGCAUUCAACCACUAACUAACGCAGAACAAUUACAAGACUCAUACAAUAUACUGCAUCUCUGUGUACACAUAUAACCCUAUGUACAACAGAAGACACGUGAUCGACAUUAACAGGAGAAACUUAAAGGUGCAUGGAGCCACGUCUUUUAGAACUUCUUAUUGAACUCCUUACUGUAGUCUGAGCUCUCAUCAAACCGUCAGUAGAUGGUGGUAAUUCACCAUGAAACAAAGGGUGAACUGCCAACAAAAAAGAAGAAGAUCUACUCCUUCUCCCGCCCCUACUAGUAGGAGCAACGUCAACGCAGGCAAGCGCUGCCCCCUAGCGGCUGGAGAAAUUCUCUUCAAGUUGGUCCCGUAAAAAAAAAUCAUAAAAACCGGACAUUUUUAUGAAUUUAUAAAACCCGCCCGGACAACGAGGAUACUGCGUGAAAGUAGGACUUGUCCGGGCAAAAGAGGACUUUUGGUCACCCUAGUAUAAUGCUAAGGUUUACAUCAAUUCGCUAACUUGCAUAGCAAAAGUCUGCUAGCUGAAAUUCUGUAUAAUGCUAACGUUCAAAACAAUUUGCUAACUUGCAUUGCAAAAGUCUGCUAGAUUCAACGCCAAAUCGUGCAAAUGUUUGCAACAAUUGGCUAAAUUGCAUCGCAGAAGUCUGCUAGCUGAAAUGCUGUAUCAUGCUAAUGUUAACAACAAUUGGCUAAAUUGCAUAACAAAAGUCUGCUAGCUUAAAUGCUAUGUAAUGAUAAUAUUUACAACAAUUGGCAAACUUGCAUAGCAAAUGUCUGCUAGCUGAAAAUCUGUAUAAUGCUAACGUUCAAAACAAUUGGCUAACUUGCAUAGCAAAAGUCUGCUAGAUUCAACGCUAUAUCGUGCGAAUGUUUGCAACAAUUGGCUAAAUUGCAUCGCAAAAGUCUGCUAGCUUAAAUGCUAUGUAAUGAUAACGUUUACAACAAUUGGAUAACUUGCAUAGCAAAAGUCUGCUAGCUGAAAUGCUAUAUGGCUAAUUUGCGUUGCAAAAGUCCGCUAGCUUCAAAGCUAAUGAUGCUAAUAUUUGCAAAAAUUGGCUAACUUGCAUAGGAAAAGUCUGCUAGAUUCAACGCUAUAUAAUGCGAAUGUUUGCAACAAUUGGCUAACUUGCAUGGCAAAAGUCUGCUAGCUUAAAUCCUAUACGAUACUAAUGUAUACAACAAUUGGCUAACUUGUAUAGCAAAAGUCAGCUAGCUUCAAUGCUAAUGAUGCUAAUAUUUGCAACAAUUGGCUAACUUGCAUAGGAAACGUCUGCUAGAUUCAACGCUAUAUAAUGCGAAUGUUUGCAACAAUUGGCUAACUUGCAAAGCAAAAGUCUGCUAGCUUAAAUCCUAUACAAUACUAAUGUAUACAACUAUUGGCUAACUUGUAUAGCAAAAGUCUUCUAGCUGAAAUACUAUAGAAGAAAAACAAGCGCUUUUCAUUGUUUGGUGAAUUGGAAUAAGUUUAGCAUUAGUAGACGUCAUUUCUGGGUCACUUCCUGUUGAUUUUGGGCAACUGAAAAAGUAGCGACUUGUAAAUGCCCUAAAGAACAGAAUGUUAACAAUUAAUGCCCCCAAAAAUCGGUAAAAAUGGUUCCGAAUUCGCUAGUUCAAGAUGAACGAACAUUAGUCAGCCCCUCCCAGUCUAAACUAGUGGAAGUUUUUCUUUUUUUCUUUUUCUAAACAGUGACAACUUUGACAUAGCUUUACAUGAGUGUAUAUUAUUAUUCUAUUAUUGAGUUUUAACAUUAUUCGCAACUCUGAUUUUGUGACUUGUGCAAUAAUUGUAACAUGUAUUUGUUACAUGUAAAGAUUUAUGUCUGAAUUUUGUGGGGCUUGGAACAGAUUAAGUAAUUUACAUGGAAAAUGCUUCCAUACAUAAAGAAUUUUCAAGUUACGAAACUACUUGAAUUUUGUAAGUAGAGGUACCACUGUACUCUUUGAAGCAGAAAUUACCCCUCAAAAUGACUUCUUGCUGUGUGGAAAAAAAACAAAAGCUGGUGUGAUAAAGGAAGAGAGCAAAAUGGAAAGAGGUGUUUGUGGGGGGGGGGGGUUCAAGGUUAAACGUAGAGGGAGAUCCGUCAGUGUUUGUUUCCUCAGGAUGUGGUUACCACGACGACGCCGAAAAGGCAGAGCGGCAGCAUCACUACAUUUGUUCUGACACCUGUCUUUCGUUUAAGCGUGUAAUAUGCAACAGAACGACGUAUGCGGUUGACUGUAUAGGAAAAAGCUGGCCUUUUUGCCUUAGUUCUGCGUGACGCUGGGGUUGUAUUCGUCGUCGAUGCGUACAAAUUUUGAGCCCCCGCGUCGAGAGGACGGCGGCAAAUCAGGAGAUCGGCGCAUGAAAUCAGGUAAAAACUGAGAAAUGCUUACAUUUUAAUAACAAGCACGUAAAUGAUAGUUGAUUGGAGGUAGAUUUGUGUCUUCAUUCAAUCAAAAAAAUGCAAAAAUUGACACUCAAAAAAAUGCAUUUGAAAACUUUCAAGUUUUUUAAAAUUUUUUAAAAUUUUUUAUAUUGAAACAACUUUUUACAGUUGAAGUAAGGUUUUGCAUUUGGGCGACAUUUUGGCUAGGACAUUUGUGUCUUAUUCAAUCAAAAAAUAACUUGCUUCAAACAAUUUUCAAAAGAAUCACUUCAAAAGAAAAAUUUCAGUCGGAAAAAAGUUUUUCAAUGUGAAAAAAUAUUUGAGACUCAAAAAUGUCUAUUCGAACACAAUUUUUCAUUGAAAAUGUUUUCUUUUGAUUGAAGCAAUUAUUUUUGUGUUUGAGCCAUAUUAUGGGGAGAACAUUUGUGUUGCAAUCAUUCAAUCCCCCAAAAUGUUGGCCCAAUCAAAAAUAAAAAACAUUUUCAAUCCAUGACAAAAUGGUUUUUUUUUUUUCCCUUCCAAAAAAACUGAAAAACAAAAUUUCCGUCUCCUUUUUAAUUAAAAAAAAAAAAAAAAACAUUUUAUUUGAAAAAAAAAAAGUAUACCAGAAACUGCAAUUUCUUGAGAAAUUACUCUGGGUCUUUGCUGUGUGGAGAUACAGAUCUUGGCCCCCCCGCCCAGGUUGGCUUGGGGACAUUUCGGGGGCAAUAUCAGGUCACUUCCCUUUGAUUUGGGGAAAUUUCAGGGACAUGUCCAGGUCAUUUGGGGGGCGGGUCCUGGACACAUCGGGUCAUUUGGGGGCAUGUCGUGGUCAUAUCUGGUCAUUUCCAGUUGUUUUGGGGACAUUUGUUUUUUGCCAUUGAAAAUGAAUGGGGAAAUUUGGACGUCCAUGGCCGUCAAUGGCAUCGAAAUCUAUAUGCGUCAAUGGAAUCUAAGUACAUGGGCAUAAAUAGAAUUGAUAUACAUGGCUGUCAAUGGCAUCUGUCUAAAUUGGCUUCAAUGCAAUGUAAAAGCCACUGGAAAUGAAUGGGAAAUUUGGACGUCAAUGGCGUCGACUUACAUAUGCGUCAAUGGAAUCCAAGUACUUUGGCAUCAAUAGAUUCGACAUAAAUUCCAUUGGAAGUGAAUGGGAAAGUUCCCAUUAAAAAUGUUUCUGGACCCAUAAAUUUUCCAAUUUCUGUACACAGCUUUUAUUCCCCUCACUAUUCCGGAAUUUUUGAUGCCCAAGUAUGUGAUUUGGUCAAGGAUUUGCAAGGCAAAGACCAAGAUACUAACAGAUUCUCUACAUUCUUUUACAAAUCCAAAUUUAUGGACAAAUCUUGUCCAGGGGUCAUGUAAGCAUAUUAUAACGAAGGCUUCAUGCAGCCGUAUUGAAUCUGCAAGAAUACUCUAAACCAUGUCGCAAGGCGACCACAAGAGGGCGCUUUAGGACGGCACAAAAAACCCCUCCUGUAAAACUUAACCAAAAGGCCGAAUACACACUCAAUGUAACUUUUAGCGUUAGCUUAGCAUUCGUGUUAGCAUUAGCCUUUAGCAUGACGAGCGUCUUCUAAUUUCCAAAGACCUAGAUAGUGUUAUUCUGGUUUUGUUUGAAUGGGAUUUCUUUGGCGAAUUUCCAAUGGAGUUUACAUCGCAUUGAUGCCAUUCACAGCCAUGUAUGUCGAAUCUAUUGAUGCCAAUGUACUUGGAUUCCAUUGACGGAUAUGUAAUUCAAUGCCAUUGACGGCCAUAGACGUCCAAAUUUCCCAUUUUCAAUGGCAAAAAAAAACAAAUGUCCCUAAAUCAACUGGAAAUGAAUAGAUAUCAAUAGGACGUGUCCCCCAAAUGUCCCUGAUUCCAUUGACACAUAUGGAAGUCGAUGCCAUUGACGCCCAUGGACGUCCCAAUUUCCCCAUUCAUUUUCAAUGGCAUUAACAUUAAAUUGAGGCCAAUUUAGUCAGAUGCCAUUGUUGGCCAUGUAUAUCAAUUCUAUUGAUGCCAAUGUACUUUGAUUCCAUUGAUGCAUAUGGAUGUCGAUGCCAUUGACGGCCAUGGACGUCCAAAUUUACCAUUCAUUUUCAAUGGCAUUCACUUUGUUUAAUGCCAUUGAUGGCCAUGUUUGUUGAUUUCAUUGAUGCCAAUGUACUUGGAUUCCAUUGACGCAAAUGUAAGUCGAUGCCAUUGACGGCCAUGGACGUCCAAAUUACCCAUUCCUUUUCAAUGCCCCCCCCCCCAAAAGUCCCUAAAUCAACAGGAUAUGACCAGAUAUCAAUAGAACGUGUCCCCCAAAUGUCUCAGAUUCCAUUGACGCUGAUGGAAGUCACUGCCAUUGACGCCCAUGGACGUCCAAAUUUCCCAUUUUCAAUGGCAUUCACUUUGUUUAAUGCCAUUGAUGGCCAUGUUUGUGCAUUCCAUUGAUGCCAAUGUACUUGGAUUCCAUUGACGCAAAUGUAAGUCGAUGCCAUUGACUGCCAUGGACGUCCAAAUUACCCAUUCAUUUUCAAUGGCAAAAAAAAAGUCCCCAAAUCAACAGGAAAUGACCAGAUAUCAAUAGGAAGUGUCCUUCAAAUGUCCUUAAAUGACCUGAUAUGACUGGGACACAUCCCCUAAAUGUCCCCAUUGACCUGAUAUGACCAGGACACGCCCCCCAAAUGUCCCCAAAUGACCUGAUAUGAUCAGGACACCCCCCCAAAUAUCCCUAAAUUAUCAGAUAUGACCAGGAAACGCCCUCAAAAUGUCCCCAAAUGACCUGAUAUGACAUGGACAUGUCCCCGAAAUGUCCCCAAAUCAAAUGAAAGUCACCUGAUAAUGUCCCCAAACCGACCUGUGCAUCAAAAAUUCCGGGACGGUGAGGGGCAUUAAAGUUGUAUACAGAAUUUGGAGAAAAAAAUUACGGUUCCCUGGAAAUUUGCCCAAAACUUUCCCAUUCAUUUUAAAUGGAAAAUUUCCCACUCACCUCUAAUGGAAUUCCAAUGGCGUUUAAAUUGCAUUGAUGCCAUUGACGGCCAUGUAUGUCGAAUCUAUUCAUGCUAAUGUACUUGGAUUCCAUUGACGCCUAUGUAAAUCGAUGCCACUGACGACCAUGGAUGUCCAAAAUUUUUCCCAUUCAUUUUCAAUGGGGAAAAAAACAAAUCAACAAUCCCCAAAUCAACAGGAAAUGACCAAAUAUCAAUAGGAUGUGUACCACAAACUUCCCCGAUUACAUUUACGCUUAUGAGGGGUGCUGCCAUUGAUCGCCAUGGAUGUUCAAAAUUUCCAUUCAUUUCUAAUGGUAUUUACUUUGUUUAAUGCCAUUGACUGGCAUGUUUGUCCAUUCUAUUGAUAGCCCUGGGCGGGGAUAAGAUCUGUAUAGCCACACAGCAAAGACCCAGAGUAAUUUCUCCAGAAAUUGCAGUUUCUAGUUUGAGUUAGAUAUUCCAUCAGUGGUACUGAAAUGAAAAUUAACUUAACCAUGCCAAGUUGGAUACUUUUCUGCCUCUCUUGUAGUUGACACACCAUGGAUGACUUUUGGUCCACGAAGCUAUUUUCCAGUCCGCGUCCUCAUCGGUCUGCCUCGGAACUCGCACCGAGCGGCCAUCAGACCAGUCAAGAAAAAGUUCUGGUGACGUCCUCGCGUCCUGAUGGCUUUGAUAUAACUUGGUGUGAAAGCAACAUCCACAAAAACUGGGAGUGGGAUGACGUGGAGGCUCUUGAACGGGAAGAAUUUAACGCCAAUGCUGGAAACUGGAACGGGAACGUGGAUCGGGAUGUUCUUCAAGUGAGCGAGAGCAGCGGAGAAUCUCAAAAUUGGGAUUUCGGGGUUAGCGGAGAGAACCUCAGUCCUUCACUGCAAACUUCAUACGCUGCAGUCAGCAAGCCUCAGAAACUGGACUCGUUCCUUGAAGCUUUCUUGUCACACCCCAAGGGUUUCAGAAAGGGAGCGAUCACAACCGCCCCGUUUUUUAACCUGCCGUCAUCGGCGCUCAGUCCGCCUUUGACGCCUCACUCGCCGCCAGUGUCUUCCGGACGCUCGCCCUCGCAGGGAGGAGAUGGGAACGAAGCGUUGCCGUUCCUCCACUCCUCCGGUAUGAGGUGGAUGUUUCCCACUGGGUCAGAUGAGCCUAGCAACACAGGAAGGUCCUUAUCAUCCAAAUCGCGCAGAGUCCCGCGCCGUUCAUCCCACGGCAAAGCGCCAGGAAAGGUCGCUCUCAAAAUCUACACUGGAACUCCAUUUCCCAGCAUCCUUCACUCCGGAAAGGGAGAAAGAGCUCAUUAUACACCCCGGCCACUUCUCAACCCUGCUCGUAGUGGGACAGGGCUAUUUUCUUCAAUCCUGUCCACUCAGUCAAGAGAGGAGGAUGAGCGUGGGAAUGUGGCAUGGGUAAACAUCGGUAGUGACUUCCAGGCGGUCAUCCCCUCCUUGAACUCUGCCGAGAAUGAGGACGAACUGAACUCUGAGCAGUUUCUGUGGAAGUCGCCGGAAGAGCGAGGCCGGUCACACGAUCAAGUGGAACAGUUGCUGUUGAUGUGUUGCUCCAGUUGCGUGCCAGGCGGAGGUUGCAACAUUGAGUUGGCCCUGCACUCCCUGCAUGCCUGUAAGGCCAACAUCAUGGCCGCACUGAAGAUGCUCCUGUUUAAAUCCACAUCACCGACAGGAGAUUACCACUACUCCGGUAGCGAUGUUUGGACCCAUAAGGAAAAGAACGACUUCAACGGUGCUCUGUUUGAACAUGGAAAAAACUUUGCGCUCAUACAGAAAAAGGUGAAGACGAAGACGCAGAGCCAGUGUGUGGAGUUUUAUUACCUGACCACUAAACACCAAGCGAAGCGGAUAAAACGAGUCGAACCGGAGGACCGAGAUGAGACGGAACAACAUAAGAGUGUAACUUCCAGCUGUCCUCCAUCGGAAGAGGAGGUUCUCCCUGCUCCUCCGUCUUUCGCCUCUUUUCCUUGCCUCAAGUGUGGCAAAAUCUUCUCCAAAGUCAAGUCUCGCAACGCUCACAUGAAAAUCCACCGGAAGCUUUCCAAACCGUGGAGCGGCAGGAUCCUCCCUCAACACGUGGCUCCUUAUUUAGACACAUCACACGCGUAUUCGCAUCACAGCGGUUAUGUUUCCGUCGGUGAUGCUAGCAUGCAAGUACCAUCCUAUACCUACACCCACGCUAGCAGCCCAAACUUUCAAGUAGGCACCAUUGUUGACUUGAGUGGCUCAUACCAAAGAACACCUUCUUACGCACCAGUUUUUAACCAAUCAUGGCACUCUGUCAUGUAGUUAGAAAAUCUCAAGGUCUUUGGUCUUUGUUUUGUUUUAUUAUGUUUUUUUUUGUAAUUCAAUAAACAGUGCAAGGGUUCAGAAUGGAGUGACUGUUUAUAUUUGCGUCAUGGCUCCCGUUUUAAUCAGGGUUUAUGCGGGUCAUUAAACGUAUAAAAUCUUACCUACACUCACCGGCCACUUUAUGAGGUACACCUGUCCAACUGCUCGUUAACACUUAAUUUCUAAUCAGCCAAUCACAUGGCAGCAACUCAGUGCAUGUAGGCAUGUAGACAUGGUUUAAGACAAUCUCCUGCAGUUCAAACUGAGCAUCAGUAUGGGGAAGAAAGGUGAUUUGAGUGACUUUGAACGUGGCAUGGUUGUUGGUGCCAGAAGGGGUGGUCUGAGUAUUUCAGAAACUGCUGAUCUACUGGGAUUUUCACGCACGACCAUCUCUCGGGUUUACAGAGAAUGGUCCGAAAAAGAAAAAAUAUCCAGUGAGCGGCAGUUCUGUGGGCGGAAAUGCCUUGUUGAUGCCAGAGGUCAGAGGAGAAUGGCCAGACUGGUUUGAGCUGAUAGAAAGGCAACAGUGACUCAAAUACCAAGGUAGGCAGAAGAGCAUCUCUGAACGCACAGUACGUCAAACUCUGAGGCAGAUGGGCUACAGCAGCAGAAGACCACGCUGGGUGCCACUCCUUUCAGCUAAGAACAGGAAACUGAGGCUACAAUUUGCACAAGCUCAUCAAAAUUGGACAAUAGAAGAUUGGAAAAACGUUGCCUGGUCUGAUGAGUCUCGAUUUCUGUUGCGACAUUUGGAUGGUAGGGUCGGAAUUUGGCGUCAACAACAUGAAAGCAUGGAUCCAUCCUGCCUUGUAUCAACGGUUCAGGCUGGUGGUGGUGGUGUAAUGGUGUGGGGAAUAUUUUUUGGCACUCUUUGGGCCCCUUGGUACUAAUUGAGCAUCGUUGGAACGCCACAGCCCAUGUCCAUCCCUUUGACCACCAUGUACCCAACUUCUGAUGGCUACUUUUAGCAGGAUAAUGUGCCAUGUCAUAAAGCUGGAAUCAUCUCAGACUGGUUUCUUGAACAUGACAAUGAGUUCACUGUACUCAAAUGGCCUCCGCAGUCACCAGAUCUCAAUCCAAUAGAGCAUCUUUGGGAUGUGG